This is a messenger RNA of Cornus florida, 1137 nucleotides long. Its product is annotated as receptor like protein 27-like. The record is from RefSeq and is a predicted model, not a curated record. Gene Ontology annotation, molecular function: protein binding. Bases 1 to 1137 code for a protein of 378 amino acids. The transcript has 2 exons. NCBI's taxonomy places the organism in Eukaryota, Viridiplantae, Streptophyta, Magnoliopsida, Cornales, Cornaceae.
AUGCUGCAAGGAUCACUCCUUGUCCCACCAUCAUUCAUCAGCAUUUACAAUGUCGCAAACAAUAAAUUGACUGGGGAGAUUCCACUAUUGAUCUGCAAUGCGAGUUCUCUUCAUGUCCUGGAUUUAUCUUAUAAUAAUCUGAGUGGCAUCAUUCCCCAAUGUUUGGGCAAUUUUGCUGAUUCUUUGGAGUUAUUGAAUCUUCAAAACAAUAAAUUACAUGGCCCCAUUCCUCAAACAUACAAGAAUGGAACCAAGCUGAGUAUGAUCAACUUGAGUCAAAACCAAUGGCAAGGGCCAGUGCCAAAUUCGUUGGUCAAUUGUUCACUUCUAGAGAGUCUUGAUCUUGGAAACAAUCAGAUCGAUGACAUUUUUCCCUUUUGGCUUGGAACACUUCCAGAAUUGAAGGUUCUGAUUUUGCGAUUCAAUAGAUUCCAUGGUGCAAUAUGGAACCCUAACUCUAGUUUGGCUUUCUCCAAAUUGCACAUUCUUGACAUCUCUCACAAUGGUUUCACUGGUAAGUUACCUUCCGAUUACUUCCAUACCUUAACAGCCAUGAGAACUAUUGAUGUUAAUGAAUCAACAGAUAUUAGGAGUGCAGCCAAAUUUGUUAACAAUAACAGUACUUACGCAUUGACACUAACCAACAAAGAAUCUAUUGGGAUUCUUAAGAGUCUUCACAUGCUAAACCUUUCCAACAACAAUCUCAUUGGUCAAAUUCCAUCUUCGUUGGGGAAUCUAACAGAGAUUGAAUCGUUGGACCUUUCUCAAAACAAGCUCUCAGGAGAGAUACCUCAGCAACUAACCCAGCUCAUGAUCCUUGAAUUCUUCAAUGUCUCUUUUAAUCAUCUCAAAGGGCCGAUUCCACGAGGGAGGCAAUUCAAUACACUUCCAAACAAUUCCUAUGAGGGGAAUUUGGGAUUGUGUGGAGACCCUUUGCUGAACAAAUGUGACAACUCAGACACGUUGCUACCACCACCACUACUUUCGAACUUCAAACAAGAUAGUGAUCAUUCAUGGCUUGCAAUUGAUAAAAGUGAUUGGAUUGUGAUAUGCAUGGGCUAUGGCGGUGGGUUAGUAGUUGGGUUGAUCAUUGGGCACACUCUUGUCGCAAGGUAUCAUGAAUGGUUUGUCAUGUAA